AUGAUUAUUCCUAUCAAAAGUAUGCUGCUUUUUACGCUACUACAAUGUGCAAUCAUCCUUGCAAAAAGAAUUGAAGAUGCUGAAAUGCUACCAAAAGUUGAGCAUCAUGUGCAACAGCCAACAGGUGCAUAUGAAGAAUCGCCUAUUCCUGACAGUCAGCGUGCUGAACGUUGGAACUUUGACACUCAAUUCUCCAAUAUGUUUGGGUUCGCACACUUGCCGCAAACGAAAUGUUUGACGGAUUGGUCUGUUGACUACGACAUUGCUAUUGUCGGUGUGCCAUUCGAUACUGCAGUAUCUUAUCGACCAGGAGCAAGGUUUGGUCCUCGUGCUAUUCGAACUGCUUCUUCUCGACAAACAAGUCUUCGUAGUUUUAAUCCUGCUUUGAAUAUCAAUCCUUACCAAGCGAACACAAAAAUUAUUGAUUGCGGUGACAUCCCUAUUACACCUUUCGAUAAUAAUUUGGCAUUAAAACAAAUGACAGAAGGCUACAUUGACCUCCUGUCUCAUUCUAUUGCUACUCCCCCGGAUUCGCGAAAUACACGGACUUCAGCUUUGGCAAAGGAUGGAAAGUUUCAUCCUCGUUUGGUUUCGCUUGGUGGCGACCAUUCAAUUGCUUUAUCUUCACUUAGAGCUCUUGGAAGUUUGUACCAAAAUGUGAGCGUUAUCCACUUUGAUUCUCAUCUCGAUACGUGGAACCCAUCCACGUAUCGUUCGCAUUGGAUGUCCGAGCAAUCAGAAUUCACACAUGGGACUAUGUUUUGGCUUGCCGGCCAGGAAGGCCUUAUCAACAAUGGUAGCUCUAUUCAUGCAGGUCUGCGCACUCGGUUAAGUGGAACUGAUUAUUUUGAUUACGAAGAAGACAAACGAGUUGGCUUUAUGCUCAUUGAGGCCAGUGAAAUAGAUGAGAUUGGAGUCAAGGGCAUAGUGGAGAGGAUAAAGAAGACAGUUGGGAAAAACCUUGUAUACCUUAGUAUUGAUAUUGAUGUGCUUGAUCCAGGCUUGGCACCAGGGACAGGUACGCCUGAAACGGGUGGAUGGACAAGCCGUGAAAUGAAGAGUAUCCUUCGAGGUUUAGAUGGACACCUGAAUAUCGUAGGUGCAGAUAUUGUGGAAGUAUCACCACCAUACGAUGAUCAGGCAGAAAGUACGGCUCUUGCUGCAGCCGAUUUUAUCUUUGAGAUUGUUUCAAUCAUGGCGAAGAAUCCGCUUUACGACAUGGCAAGCAUGAAAAGGGUGUAA
Schizosaccharomyces osmophilus is the source of this 1242-nucleotide messenger RNA. Its product is annotated as agmatinase 2. The record is from RefSeq and is a predicted model, not a curated record. The coding region runs from base 1 to 1242 and encodes 413 amino acids. Lineage: Eukaryota; Fungi; Ascomycota; Schizosaccharomycetes; Schizosaccharomycetales; Schizosaccharomycetaceae. The transcript has a single exon. Gene Ontology annotation, molecular function: agmatinase activity; metal ion binding.